Messenger RNA from Yarrowia lipolytica CLIB122, 1869 nucleotides. RefSeq lists its product as uncharacterized. The record is from RefSeq and is a predicted model, not a curated record. NCBI's taxonomy places the organism in Eukaryota, Fungi, Ascomycota, Dipodascomycetes, Dipodascales.
AUGUCGCGAAAAGACGCGUGGCCGACGGAGCAGAUCGACGCUCUCUUUGCUGUGUUCGACAGCGUGGGUCCCAAGGAGCUGAACGAGAAGAUGCGACCUGGGGCUCGGUUCGGAGACUUCAUGGAACAGGCUUGUAUGGGUGUGUUUGGCCAGGUGGAGCCCAGAUUGAUGACACGUGUGCGGAGCCGGGUAGCCCGAAUCAAGCGUGAUUUCCUAGAUUAUCUGAUUCUGCUUCGAGAAAAAGAACGAGAUCCUUCGGUGGCCGACGAGGAGUACUCCAAAAAGCUGGCUCUUCUGUACCAGCGCCUACCAAAGAGUCUUAUUGGUCUGCAAGUGACGUUUGACCUAAAGGAGGAUGCUGUGGACAGCGAGGAGGAUGUGUUGAAACCGACAAGGAGCUCUACCCCACCGGUUACUAAGCCAAAGCCACUUUUUCGAGUCCCUGUCGACAAGACCAAGGUCAGAGACAACAAAAUACCCGCUCACGACGAUAGAGUUCCCCUGGACACUCUCACGACAAAAUACAAGCUGGACGGGUACGGUGGAGGUGCCACCGUGGAAAAAAUGUCUGAAAAUGGUCCCACAUCAACGGGCAGUGCUCCUGACAAAUCAAUUCAGAUAGGAGAGGAGGAUAUUUUGUCUGGGCCGAAAAACCAGGUUUCUGCCGCGGAAGCUCUCCGGAGGGAGGAAGCUGAGGCUGCCAAAGUCCAGAGAGAACGAGAAGAGAGGCUCCGACUGCGCAGGGAGAGUUCCGAAGCACGGAGUUUGUUUGAGACAGAGGAACAUGACCAGAAUUCCGAUACCAAGACGUCUGAAAAAUCUGAAAAGUCUGAGACGCCGGUCUCGAAGUCAGAGUCGAGAAGCCUUUUGCGCAAAAAGAGGCGACUCGUAGUUACUGAGGCCAAGUCAAAAAAUCUUGAGAUGGCAUUGUCUGAUGAGUAUGAAGACCCGAUCUUCGCGCUCGCGGAAAAGAAAACGCAACUAAAGGAGACUGCCUCAGAAACACCAGCUUCACCACCGGUAGGUAGUAGGAACGUGGGCGUGGAGCUGGAACAGACAAGAUCCCAAUCGAAAGAUCAACCCGAUUCCACCUCAAAGACGAUGGACCGACAAUACAGACCUCCUAAAGUGCACCGAUCCGAUUCAGACUCUGAUAGCGAUAUCGGGUCGCGUGCAGAGCUCUUCUCUCUUCCUACCAGCACUCCCAAGGCCGCCAAACGCCACAGCUUUGUCCAGGAGCGCCCCAGUCCCACCAAACGCAACUCUUCGCGCUUGCAGCGAAGCAGCGUUCGUUUGGACGAUGAGGUUGACGAUGAUCCCAUGUCAAGAAGCGACCGCAGGUCGAGAAGUGUGCAGGUGUCCGACCUGGAACCUGGUCAAGGAGACUUGGUUGAACUGCAACACCCUGUGACAGGUAGGGUAUCUGUUGAUGCAGACCAAAUGUAUCAACUGACUCUCCCAGGUGGAACUUCUACUACAGUUCCAACUGAAGCACCUAAAAGAAAGCGUGGAAGACCUAGAAAAGAUGUCUAUACCAUGGACGAUGAUGCCCUUUUCCCACCUUCUGUAGGUUCUUCCAGAACCUCUGCUACCGACUCCAGACCUGCCAAGAAGAAAACUCAAGUCUCCAUGUCUAGUGCAAAUGAAAGACGCAGCUCCAUUAUGACGUCUACGCCGCACCCAGACACAUCCAUGUCGUCAAACUACCUGCCUCAGUACCUGGAAAGUAUGCAGCAGUUUCUUAGGUCUGUGGAACGGCUAUACAUUCUAGCUGAUGGAGAUACUGCCAUGCGACGAGCUCUUGCUCAGCUGGUGCAAGCAACCACCGAGAAGAUUGAGAGGUCAGUUGAUGAUGGAAAGUUACCAUAG